AUGAGUAAGCGUAGAGCUGGUAACGAACUAACUAGAGACAAUUGGGAUUAUGAAGAAGAAAAAGUAGAACCAGGAAUUUUCCAAUUAGCAGAUCAUUCUAUAUUAAAAAAUAGAGUUGUGAAAAAAGCAAAAAGAAUGUUACAAAGAGAUGAAACUGGUGAAAUAAAGCCAAUAUUUUCUGGAUUUGCAGGAUUUAAUAGUAUAGUCAGUAAUUCAAACUCAAAACAAGCAUUUUCUUUUCUAACAAAAAACCAUAAUGAAACACCUAGCGAAAGCGGAAACCAUCCAUCAGCAUCCACCAUUAAUUCAUUAACAACAUCAAGUAGUUUACAAACUUCAGAUAAUAACUGUUCAAAAAGUUCAGGUCCAACAAUUAUUGAUUCUAUUAAAGUGAUGAAACUUAAUGAAGCAUUUGUUAAGUUUAUUACUAAUGCUGUUCAGAAAAAUCCAUAUUGUGUAUUAACUCCUACAUUAAAAGACUACGAAAAACAAAUUAGCAAAUUUGUCUCUCUUAGUAAUUGUAAGACAAAUAUUACUGAUUCUCUAAUGGCUUCUUCUAAAGGUUAGUAAUUCAUAUAUAAAUGUAUAAAUGAAAAUUAUUUGUAUGACAUUUUUUAAAGUCGUUAAAGACUACUGCCGUCCUAAGAAAAACCACUAUAAAUCGAAAAAAAAAGAUUAUACUAAAAAAAAUAUGCGAAACUAUAAUAUUAAAUAUAAUACAACAUAAUCUCAUUUUUUUUUUCUUGGAACAGCAGUGUACUUGAGACUACUUUUAUUAGAUAGCUACAUUUAAUAAAUAAAUAUCAGUUUUUGAUUUUUAAAUAGUAACCCUAGGAGAGAAUAUAAUUCUGGAAAUUUUGAUACUAAUAUUUAUACCAUACAUCUAAUAUUGGACUAAAGUUUAUAUAAUAAUUAAUUUUAACAUUAAUUAUAGGUAAUUAUUUAAAACUUAAAAUUUUUAAAUAAUAAAAUAUUUAUAUUAUUAAAAUAUGUUAGUUUUAUGCUGACAUUGUAGUAAAAUCUAUUUUCAAGUUUAAAAUUAUAAUAGGUUAUAUCACUUUUAUUAAACAUGUACUUAUUUUGAUUUUAAGCGUUUCUAAUAAGUUUGUUUUAAUUUUGAUUAAAUUUAUUUCAUGAAAAUAUCUUGUGCAUAUCAGUUUUGAUAAAAAUUAGAUAGGUGUUCUAAAUUAAUUCUGGAUACUCUUAAAUAAUAAUAUUAAUAAUAUUUUCAAUUUUAAUUUAAAGUUGUCUAUUGCAUUUGUCCCCACAAAUACAAAAUUCCUCCCCAGGAAUUUCAAUUUCAUAACAUUAAAAAUAUUUUUUUAAUAAAGGCAUGGUAAAUUGUUCUUUUAACAAAUUGUUAUGGCUAAUAUUUGAAAUUGGAUAAUGUUCAAUGUCUGUUCAGUAAAUCCAAUAAUUUUAUGAUAUUAAUUUUAAUAGUAAAGUAAAUUGGCAUAUUAUCUAACUUAAAGGAUAUUGUAUUUGUUUUAAAUUAGUUUAUUUUCAAUAGUUUAAUUUUUAAGUAAGGGUAAACAUGUGAAAUAUUACAAUUUUAAAAUUUUUUUCAUUUUGAUUAAAAAUAAAAAUAUUGAUAAAAAAACUGAUGUACAAACACAGUCUUACUUUUAAAUAAUAGUAAUAACAAUUGCAUAAUAGGCCAAUUCAGUUUACUAUUAAAACUAACAGCAAGUUGGUUUUGCUGUAUGUAAAUUUGACAUACUAUUUUUAACAUUAACUGUACUAUAUAUACACGUACACAUACAUUGCAUAUAAUAUAUUUUGUAAUUAUUAUUAAUUUUGCGGUGAUUAUUAAUGUAUAAUAUUAAAUAUUUAAUUAUUUAUAAAUGUUUUGAUAUAAAUUAUUCUUUUAAUUUUAGAAUCUCCUCAAGUAUCUUCAUAUGAAAAUAUGGUGACGAACAUAAAGGAUUCUGAUGAAGUGAAAAAUAAUUCUGUCAAAGUUCAAAAAACUUCUUCUGAUUUUAUAAAGCCAAUUAGUAAUACAUCCAAUGGAUUACUAUUUAAUUUUAGUAAGGAUAGUCCAGUCUCUGAUAUAACUAAAUCAAAGAACAGUACUUUUGAACUAAAUAAGACAGAUGAAGAAAUUAAAAAAGAUAGUAAAACAGAAACUAAAGAAAAAAAUCCAGAAUCUGUAAUAGAAUCAAAAUUUUCUUCUACAGCAUCUAGUGGAUUUAAGUUGCCAGAUGUAAAAUUUAAUCAGCAAUCAUUUUCAACUACAUUAACUAAGAACUCUUCUGAUAAAUUUGCAUUUAAUGAUUCAAAAACAUCACCUUUAAAUAAAUUUCCAGAAUUUAAAUUAAACACAACACCCUCAUUUAAUUUUGGAGCUUCUGGGUCAUCAUUCUCAUUUAAUAAACCUCUGCCACAACAAACUGAUAGCAAACCAUUUUUUAGUUUUGGAUCAAUUCCUGACCAAAGUAAAAUCAGUGAAACUGAAAAGCUAAAAAAUGAAGAAGAUGAUGAGGAUCAACCUCCUGUUGUAAAUUUUACACCUGUAAAAGAAAACGAUGCAAUUUUUGAAUCUAAAAGUAAAUUAUACUGCUUAAAAAAUGGUAAAUAUGAAGAACACGGAAUUGGUCAAUUAUAUAUAAAACCAGUUGAUAACAAAAAAGUACAAUUAAUAAUGAGGAAUGAUAGCGCUUUAGGAACCAUUAUGGUAAAUACAUUACUCAAUGACACUGUUAAUUUUACUAAACGCAAUCCAAAAAAUGUUCAAUUAAUAUGUGUUCUUGAUCCUACUAAAUGUGUUAAACCUCAAACAGUUUUAUUUAAAUUUAAAGAUUCACAAAUCACUGAUGCAUUUGAAAGUGAAUUAGCUAAAUUAAAAAAGUAG
Cinara cedri is the source of this 2851-nucleotide messenger RNA. NCBI's taxonomy places the organism in Eukaryota, Metazoa, Arthropoda, Insecta, Hemiptera, Aphididae. The record is from the annotation of a GenBank genome assembly.